AUGGCCUCCCGGAGCAGUCCGAGACCAAACAAGAAUUACGAGCUGCCGGGCCGUCCCGUCGAACACUACAUUUCAUUCACAUUCGACGUUGAUAAGGCAAAAUGGUGUGGUAGGAAUACGAUCCCGAUACAUACCUUCGCCGAAAUGUAUAUUGACGGCAAAGUGGCUUUCAAUGGAGAUUGCCUCGACAUCAUGGAAUAUCGACAUGACUGGUCAAAUUUUACCCUUACGUGGGAUCUAUGCAAGUACAUUCUCUUCACGUUUGGUCUAGAUGCUCUUUUCCACACGAGAAGUCAAGAUCUGGACCAAGUGCGGCCAAACUACGACCAAGGCAACGAUCAUUACUCGUUUUUCCUCGGGCCACGCAUGGUAUACACGAGCGGCAUCAUCUCUGACCCGACCCGAGAAGAGUCGCUGGAGGAGAUGCAAGAUAACAAAAUGGCUAUUGUUUGUGAGAAACUAGAGCUCCGACCAGGCGAAUCUCUUCUUGACAUUGGAUGCGGAUGGGGAACACUUGCAAAAUUUGCCAGCGUCAAUUAUGGCGCUGAUGUAACUGGUGUUACCUUAGCUCACAAUCAAACCGCCUGGGGUAACGAAAGCCUUCGCCGAGCUGGCAUUCCCGAAGAUCAAAGCCGGAUCUUGUGCAUGGACUACCGCGAUAUCCCGCAGGAGAAGAAAUUCCACAAGAUCUCACAGCUCGAGAUGGGCGAGCACGUCGGCGUCAGGAGGCUUACUAAGUUCUUCCGCCAAUGCUACGAUAUGCUCGAGGACGACGGCUCUAUGUACGUACAACUGUCUGGACUACGACAAGCAUGGCAAUACGAAGAUUUCAUAUGGGGGUCGUUCUUAAACAAGUAUAUAUUUCGUGGUGCGGACGCGUCCACGCCGCUUUGGAAUUACGUUAGAUCUCUUGAGAGGGCUGGUUUUGAGAUCAAGGGGUGA
This is a messenger RNA of Didymosphaeria variabile, 942 nucleotides long. RefSeq names its product Sphingolipid C9-methyltransferase 1 (gene MT1). The record is from RefSeq and is a predicted model, not a curated record. The coding region runs from base 1 to 942 and encodes 313 amino acids. NCBI's taxonomy places the organism in Eukaryota, Fungi, Ascomycota, Dothideomycetes, Pleosporales, Didymosphaeriaceae. The transcript has a single exon. Gene Ontology annotation, biological process: lipid biosynthetic process; cellular response to biotic stimulus.